Pyrus x bretschneideri (Chinese white pear) is the source of this 2799-nucleotide messenger RNA. RefSeq names its product BTB/POZ and TAZ domain-containing protein 3-like. Gene Ontology annotation, molecular function: protein binding. The record is from RefSeq and is a predicted model, not a curated record. The transcript has 5 exons. Lineage: Eukaryota; Viridiplantae; Streptophyta; Magnoliopsida; Rosales; Rosaceae. Bases 818 to 1966 code for a protein of 382 amino acids.
UUUUUUUUUUUUAAGAUAGUGCUAUUGCGACAAUAUAUUAGUUUUAAGUGUUUUUCUUUGAUUUGAGAAGACAAAUUUAUAUAACACAAGUGCCUUUUUGGUUAUACCUCACGAGCAAGUUUAGACAUUUGUCUCAGAUGUGUUAUUUUAAUUUUUACUUACCGAGUACGAUUAAUUUUUAAUUAUUGUUGUUAUCAUGCUUGGGAUUAAGAAAUAUAUCCACAGUACGGUUGAAGUUAAAAAUUUUUACAUUUGUGUCUAGAUUCGUUGAUGCCUUGUUUCUUGUAAACUGGAGCAUGUAAGGUAUAACCAAAGUUUCUUCAACCAUCUUCUUAUUAAUUUUAGCAGUAAUUCCGGUUUGGGGAACAUAUAUUUCCUGCAUCGCCGGUUUUGAGAUUGGCACAAAAGAAAUUUCUAAUGUUCCUCCAUUUCACAAGUAAUUUUGUGAUUGGCGUACAAGUCCAUACGGCUUCUGCAGUUUGUUCUUUUCCUAUAUGAGGCAUCAAAGUCUUUACUUUCUUUCGUUUGCAGUUGUUGACAUUACUUGUUUAGUGGAUUUUCAUGUUAGGAUCCAACCAUGAGAUACCAUUCAACCCAUACCUAUAAGUAGAUAAUUUUUCCGAAAUAUCUUUUUUUACGUAAGUAUUGUAGGAGAUAUAUUCCAUGCGCUGUUUCAUCUUAGUGUAAUUACAAUUUGUGUUAGAACAUUGAAAAUUAUUUAGAGCGUGUCUUAAGCUCGUUUUUUUUUUUUUUUUUUGUGCAGAUCUUCUAUCAUACCUUUUUCCUUAUAGUUAUUUUAGAUAAACCACAAUAGCCGAUGACUUCUCCUACUCUUGACUCACCCUGUCCGUCCUCAACUAGCGAAACCUUUUCUGGAUCUUUCAAUAUAAGUAUAGAGGAAGAGAACCCAGACGACAUUUUACCUGUUCUGGAAGACCCAACCUCUUCUAUGUCCUGUGGCCAUAAUAUCCCAAAACCACCUCCUGUCCCUAGUAAAGCAUAUACACAAAAUAAACACUUCAAAAGGCUUUCACAGCGUUGCUAUGUCCCAAAUGAAACACUGGAUACAUGGGACAAGCUUUUUAAAGAAGCAUAUGGUGCUGAUGUCUAUAUUUGCACCGAGGACGGAUCGUGUAUUCCAGUCCAUUCUAGUGUUCUGACUGUUGCGUCACCGGUGCUUGGUAAAUUUCUGCAGCAAUCAAAAGCUAAAUAUGGUAUGAGAUACAUUAAGAUUCCUGGGGUACCGUAUGAAGCAGUCUACACAUUCAUUCGUUUUCUUUACUCAUCCUGCUCUGAAAAGGAAGAGAUGAAGAAAUUUGUUCUCCAUCUGUUGGUUUUGUCACACUCCUACUCAGUUCCAUCAUUGAAAAGAGUUUGCGUAUAUAUUCUUGAGCAGGGAUGGAUUACUAAAGAAAAUGUUGUCGAUGUGCUUCAAUUGGCGAGGAACUGUGAUGCACCGCGGCUAUCCUUAAUUUGUGUACGCAUGAUUGUGAAGGACUUUAAAGCCAUAUCAUCAACCGACGGCUGGAAAGUGAUGAAGCGAGUUAAUCCUGCACUUGAACAAGAGCUGCUAGAGUUCGUUGUUGAAGCAGAUUCUAGGAAAGAAGAGAGGUUGAAGAAAAAGGAAGAGAAAAAAGUGUACUUGCAAUUGUAUGAGGCAAUGGAAGCCCUCCUUCACAUAUGCAGGGAUGGAUGUAGGACUAUAGGUCCCCAUGACAAGGUGUUUAAAGAAAGCCAAGUGGCCUGUGGCUUUCCUGCUUGCAAGGGGCUUGAGACCUUAGUUCGUCAUUUCUCCAGCUGUAAAACCCGGGUUCCUGGUGGAUGUGGUCACUGCAAACGCAUGUGGCAGCUUCUUGAACUGCAUUCUCGUAUUUGCAACGACCCGGAAUCAUGCAAGGUCCCUUUGUGUAGGAAAAAAUGCAGCAGCAGACUAAGAAAGACGAGGCUAAAUGGACGCUGUUGGUGAGCAAAGUGGUAGCAGCAAAGGAUACCCUGGGAUCUUGAGAUGAUGCAUUAUUCUCCUCCUUGAUGGUUUCUCCAAGAUUCCCUACCUCCAGAUGGAUGUUGGCAUCUAUUACCCAGGUAAGGCAGUUCAUCCCAGUAAUAUCUAGGGUGUUAUAUCCCACAUGACCUAGGGGAGAGGAUCUUCUAUGCAUGAUAUGUACAUGUCUACCUCCAUAUAGCACGAGACCUUUUGGGAACUCAUUGGUUUCAGAUUCCAUCAGAACUCCGAAGUUAAUAAGAAUGGCGAUUGUGCUGCACCACUCUCAUUGAAACAAUAUAGCAUAAGAUGGGCGAUUCCGCACCACUCAAGUAGCAGAAAAAUUUAAAUAUGUAGAGUAGGGUGGGGAUUAUACAGUACCAUCUAAAAUUGCAGUAAAAUUAAAUCUGCAGUCCAAGAUGGGCGAUGAUACCGCACCAUCUUCGAUCGCAACAAAAAUAAAUAAACAUUGGGUUAAUAAUCACGAGCUACAGCAAACAAGAAAUCAAAGAUAUAAGUAAUUGUUAUAUUGACAACUAGAAGCAGGCAUGGCGCUAGCAAUUCUUCGCGAGGGUAUAUCUAGCAGGUGAGGCAGAGGAGGAAGAAGAACAAGAAAAUCCUUGGAGGAAACAUUUUUCGCCGAUGUGAACUAUUUAGGGUUAGAGAGUUGUGCUAAUAACGUGUUGUAAAUAGGCAAAAGUUAGAGGAAUAACCUUUGUUAAAGACAGGAGCGAAAGAGGUGCAAAAUAUCACACUGUUUAGUUUCGUAGCUAUAACACAAAAGAAUUGCAAUAAAAAGAGGAGAGGAAGGAUACUGA